CUUGGGCAGGACCAGAUUGCAGCACUCCAUGUGCAGUUGCUGGAUGGUGGUGGAACCUGCCAGUUCCCCCAGGAACGUGAUGCCCAAGACCCUGGAGGGUCAGAUCACCAUGGAGAAGACCCCCAGCUACUUCGUGACCAACGAGGCCCCGCGGCGCAUCCACAGCAUGGCCAAGGACACCAAGCUGAUCGUGGUGGUGCGCAACCCCGUCACCAGGGCCAUCUCUGACUACACACAGACCCUCUCCAAAAAGCCAGAGAUCCCCACCUUCGAGGUGCUGGCCUUCAAGAACCGGACCCUGGGGCUGAUCGAUGCCUCCUGGAGUGCCAUCCGCAUUGGGAUUUAUGCCCUGCACCUGGAAAACUGGCUGCAGUACUUCCCCCUGUCCCAGAUCCUGUUUGUCAGUGGUGAGAGGCUCAUCACUGACCCAGCUGGGGAGAUGGCCAAGGUCCAGGACUUCUUAGGCCUCAAGAGGAUUGUGACGGAGAAGCAUUUUUAUUUUAAUAAAACAAAGGGCUUUCCCUGUCUAAAGAAGCCAGAGGACAGCAGUGCUCCCCGGUGUUUGGGCAAGUCCAAGGGUCGAACUCACCCCAAAAUAGACCCAGACGUCAUCCACAGACUGAGGAAGUUUUACAAACCCUUCAAUGUCAUGUUUUACCAAAUGACAGGCCAGGAUUUCCAGUGGGAGCAGGAAGAAAGUGAUAAGUAGAACCACAAAAUCAGGAAAAAAAAUCAUAUUUGUUUUUGGGAUGUGAAUCAUCAUUUGAGACCCAAAACUCUCUUGGGGCCAGGGGCUCAGCUCUGUGUGUUCCAGGCUCUUGUUCCAGGGCUGCAGCAGAAGUGGCCCCGUGUCCAGCUGUGAACUGUCGUGGCCUCGGGCUGUCCCCAGGGUGGCACUGGGGUCAGGGCAGGGGGAGGAGGAGGAGGCAGGGGAGCAGGGCUCCUCAGGGUCGUGGGGCACUCUGUGUCCACACGUGGCUGCUGGUGUCCCCUUGCAGCCAGGCAGGACCAGAGCUCCUGCCCGGCCAGAGCGGGGCUCCCAAAACCCAGCCCUGGGACAAACCCAUGGGUUGGAUUUCUCCUGCCCUGCACUUUAGUUCUGCCCAAGCAGCAGCAUCAGAUCUGGUAAAUUCAGGCCUUGUGCACUCAUGUGCACACUGGUCUUUGUGUGUGGAAGGAAUAAAGCCAGUUAUGCUGCAAAGGAACUACAUACAGGAACUUCAUUUGCACCAAACGUUUCGAUUACUUCUUGCACUAAAUCUAGAAUUUACCAAGUGCCACCUGGCCUCAGUUCUCCUCUGAGUGAUGGCUGCACCUCCACUGUUGGAAGAGAGUUGUUCCUUCUUUGCUGAGAUGCUCAGUGAGAUCAGAACUGGGGUGCCCCCGGGUCUCCACCCUCCUGGAAGCUGAAAGAACAUUCCCAGCUCCCCAGGAGUGAGCCAGGCUCCCCUGGCCAGCCAGGCUGGCAGGACAAGCAGCCCCUCCUGGCAGGGCUGUGCCGUGCCCUGCUCCGAGCUCUGAGCCAGGGGAGGCUGCAGGGCUCUGGCACUCUGCACCCCUGGCACUGCCCCUCGUUUGCACCUUGGAAAUGCAAUCCCUGCUGCUUGCUGUGGACAGCUGGGCUUGCAGGACAGGGGAGCAGCCUUCAUCUUACUUCAGAAUCACAAAAGAGCUGUUCAUUCCCAGGGCAAGCACUGCCCAGCACACAAAACCCUGCUUUCUGCUGGAAAUCACCAAAUUUGCAAAUCCUGGUAGAAACUGUAGGAUAAACCCAUAUCCUCACUCCAUCCCCCAGUGUCACAAAAGCUGUUUGCUGGGCCCAGCAGACAAGAGCAGUGCUCUCACACAACUGCACAGUUCCUCCAAACAGGCAGAGGGGGAAUGCAGAGGUGCAGAAAGGUCCCUGGCAUGGUGAUUUCCCAGGGCACUCGGACACUGCUGGCAGCUCUCCCUGCUCUGCUGAGGGCUGACCGCCUGCAGCUGGGGGUGCAGCCCCUGAGAGCCCCCUCCCAUCGGGAGGGUCCCAGCAGAGGUGCAGGUGGGGACCAGGGCUGGGUUCUGACUGAGAAGGAAGUCCCUGCAGCUGGAUGGAAUCUCUGCUGCAUUCCUGGGUGACAAGCUGGGCCUGCUCAGGGUCCCAGGGCUCAUGGAAUGGUGCCUUGGGUUGGGUGAGGAGAGCUGAAGCCAUUUGCACCAUUUCCUGCUGGCCCCUCGGGCAUCACUCAGCUCCCUCAGCCUGGGCAGAUUCAAAACAGCUCCUGGCAUUGCACAGUUUUCACAAACCCCAGCUCCCACAUUACUGCAGGAAAAUUGGAAAUAUGUAAGAACAAUCUUACGGUGUUUCACAUGUUAUUAAAGUGUCAGAGCAGGUCCUACAUGAAACCUGCUGUUCAUAAUUUGGUGCAAGAUGCUGAUGGAGGAGCAGGGGCUGCAGGCUGUGUCCCCCUCCCCAGAGGGAUGUCUGGGGGUCUCUGCCCGUCUGCAGGGCUGCACCAGCCUGGUGCUGGGCUGGGGACACGCUGUGCCCCUCUGCCUGCCCCCCACACUCACUCCCCUUGUUUCUGCCAUAUAUUCAGAGGUUUAUUUUUUAUACCAGACGCCAUCUCCAUCUCAGCAGGAGCUCUCCCCUGGGACAGGAGACCCUGCUCCAUGGACAGCAGCCCCUGCAGCCCCCAGGCUGUGCCCAGCGGUGGUGCUGCAGUGCUGGGAGGGAGCAGGGACACUCCAGUCGCCCUGGGGACUGGGCUGGGCUGGGGGUGGUGUUAUUCUGUUCUGUUCUUUGGAAAUGCCCCCCAUGUGUGUCCCACUGCAGCUGGGGCUGGAUAGGGGGGGUGUUUUCUAUCUGGCCAGAGAGAGGCCUGCCAAAUGAGAGUCAGGUUAAUAACACUUUUUUUAAAAAAAAUCCUAUUCAAAUGUCAGCAUUAGAAUACACAGGAAAUUGAAUUUUGUAUUUGGUUUCAAUUAGCAAAGCAUAAAUUAUAUUUAAUUUUAUACACAGACUGAGUGAUUCAUUGUUCUGGAAAAGCUGGUACUUUCUGGUUCAGAGACUGGAAAUGGAAGGUGGCUCUGUUCUGAACCUUUCUUGCUGUGCUGUCACUGCCUCCCCAGUGCGUCUCUGUCCGUCAGUGUCUCUGUGCCUGAGCGAUGUGACUGUCCUGAACUGAACCCUGGAACCCCAGCACUAAACAAUAAAUCAUUGUAGCAGCUGCA
Catharus ustulatus (Swainson's thrush) is the source of this 3210-nucleotide messenger RNA. Its product is annotated as heparan sulfate glucosamine 3-O-sulfotransferase 4. Gene Ontology annotation, molecular function: [heparan sulfate]-glucosamine 3-sulfotransferase activity. Lineage: Eukaryota; Metazoa; Chordata; Aves; Passeriformes; Turdidae. The transcript has 2 exons. The coding region runs from base 29 to 709 and encodes 226 amino acids. The record is from RefSeq and is a predicted model, not a curated record.